Eurypyga helias (sunbittern) is the source of this 1815-nucleotide messenger RNA. Its product is annotated as ELKS/Rab6-interacting/CAST family member 1-like. The record is from RefSeq and is a predicted model, not a curated record. The annotation marks the transcript as partial. The transcript has 12 exons. Gene Ontology annotation, cellular component: cytoskeleton of presynaptic active zone. Gene Ontology annotation, molecular function: structural constituent of presynaptic active zone. Gene Ontology annotation, biological process: neuromuscular synaptic transmission; regulation of synaptic plasticity; maintenance of presynaptic active zone structure. NCBI's taxonomy places the organism in Eukaryota, Metazoa, Chordata, Aves, Eurypygiformes, Eurypygidae.
AUGGAAAAGCUUCAGCAGGGAGAGAUGAAGAGAGCUGCCUGCGGCAAGGUUCCCAAACUCACCCGUGUAGCAACAGGCACGCUGCGUUGUCCUGAGACUGCAACAGGACUGCUCUGGGAACCGGCUAUAAGGAACUUCUGUAUCAUUGGCUGUAGUCAUGCUCAUAUGCAGAUGACAAUCCAGGCUCUCCAAGAUGAGCUUCGGAUCCAGCGGGACCUGAACCAGCUGUUCCAGCAGGACAGCAGCACUAGAACCAGUGAGCCCUUUGUGGCAGAGCUGACAGAGGAAAACUUCCAACGACUUCACGCAGAGCACGAGCGCCAGGCCAAGGAACUCUUCCUCCUGCGUAAAACCUUAGAAGAGAUGGAACUGCGUAUUGAGACGCAGAAACAGACCUUAAAUGCACGUGAUGAGUCCAUCAAAAAGCUGCUGGAGAUGCUGCAGAGUAAAGGUCUGUCAGCAAAAGCCACUGAGGAAGAUCACGAGCGAACAAGACGGUUGGCUGAGGCAGAGAUGCACGUGCAUCACUUGGAGAGCCUUCUUGAACAGAAGGAAAAAGAAAACAACAUGCUGAGAGAGGAGAUCCAUCGUCGAUUUGAAAAUGCUCCUGACACAGCCAAGACAAAGGCUCUGCAAACUGUUAUUGAGAUGAAGGAUUCAAAAAUUUCUUCCAUGGAGCGUGGCCUCCGGGAUUUGGAAGAGGAGAUUCAGAUGUUGAAGUCAAAUGGAGCUCUGAGCACAGAGGAACGUGAAGAGGAAAUGAAACAAAUGGAGGUGUACCGUAGUCAUUCCAAAUUCAUGAAAAAUAAGGUAGAGCAACUGAAGGAAGAGCUAAGUGCCAAAGAGGCUCAAGGGGAGGACCUGAAAAAAAGAGUGGCUGGUCUCCAGGCUGAGGUCUCUGCAAUUGGUCAGGUCAAACAGGAGCUGUCGCGCAAAGACACUGAGCUGCUGGCCUUGCAGACAAAGCUGGAGACCCUCACAAAUCAGUUCUCUGACAGCAAGCAACAUAUUGAAGUUCUGAAAGAGUCUCUUACAGCUAAAGAGCAAAGAGCUGCUAUCCUGCAGACAGAGGUGGAUGCGUUGCGAUUGCGCCUGGAGGAGAAGGAGACUAUGCUAAAUAAGAAGACAAAGCAGAUUCAGGAGAUGGCAGAGGAGAAGGGGACUCAGGCAGGAGAGAUCCAUGACCUCAAGGACAUGUUAGAGGUGAAGGAACGCAAAGUUAACGUUCUUCAGAAGAAGAUUGAAAACCUUCAAGAACAGUUAAGAGACAAGGAGAAGCAAAUGAGCAGCUUAAAGGAUCGAGUGAAAUCCUUGCAGGCUGACACCACAAAUACUGACACUGCCUUGACCACGCUGGAAGAAGCACUGGCAGAAAAAGAAAGGACCAUUGAGCGUCUAAAGGAGCAGCGUGACAGAGAUGAGCGAGAAAAACAGGAAGAGAUCGACAACUACAAAAAAGACCUUAAGGACCUGAAAGAGAAAGUCAGCAUUUUGCAAGGAGAUCUCACAGAGAAAGAGUCAUCCUUACUGGAUCUGAAGGAACAUGCUUCCUCCUUAGCUUCAUCAGGACUGAAGAAAGAUUCAAGACUCAAGACGCUGGAAAUCGCAUUGGAACAGAAAAAGGAAGAAUGUUUGAAGAUGGAGACUCAAUUGAAGAAGGGAAAAUUCAAAUUCAGUAGAAAGAUUGUUUUGGCGAUAAAAACCCAGUCCACAAUGGCUUUUUAUAAAGGAAUCGAAGCUCUAGGCCCCAGCUGCGCAAGGGAGAGAAAACGCAACGAAAGGCUCACGGGUCAAGACAAGGACAGGCAGAGAUCA